Oenanthe melanoleuca is the source of this 1356-nucleotide messenger RNA. It is a transcript of the gene ATP5MC3, whose product is annotated as ATP synthase membrane subunit c locus 3. The coding region runs from base 642 to 1226 and encodes 194 amino acids. The record is from RefSeq and is a predicted model, not a curated record. Gene Ontology annotation, biological process: proton transmembrane transport; proton motive force-driven ATP synthesis. Lineage: Eukaryota; Metazoa; Chordata; Aves; Passeriformes; Muscicapidae. Gene Ontology annotation, molecular function: proton transmembrane transporter activity. The transcript is spliced from 5 exons.
ACGAUUUUAGAAUUUAUUUUUAUGGCACAUAUUCUAUCAAAUGAAAAUCGUACAACUUCAAUGAAUGUUUCCCGGUGUUUUACUCACAACGUCGACUUUUCAGCAUCUUUACUAGUUGCCACUAGUACCACUUACUACAGUAAAUGACCAUUAAAAUAAUGAUCCCGUUAUCAAAUGAAAAACAUGAAAGCACAUGUAAGUGAUUAAAGCGGGAAUCUCGGGAACACAUGCUCAGCUCAGUGAAGAUAAUCCUAUUUCGGUUAAUCUUGAUUAAAAAGGAUUCUUUCGUUACUUGGGUGUGAAUCUGCUCAUCGUGCAGAAAUGACUAAUUGAGCAGUACAGGCUUUCUGCACACAGCAGGGGUCCUCGGGCGCGCCCUUUUCCCCGCCGCGACCCGAGCUCUGGGGAGGGGGCGCAACACCGAGACUGCGACAGCGACAUUGGCACCGCCCUUGGCAGCGCCACCCUUGCGGUGACCCCUCACGGGACAGACACCCUCACGGUGCCACCCUCUCGGUGACAGACACCCUCACGGUGCCACCCUCACGGCGGAACCGCCCCCGCGCGCAGCGGGCGCGCUGUGACUGUGACUGCGGCUGCGCGGGGAAGCGGCGCGCGCCCCACACCCCCCGCGGCCGCCAAUGGCGCCGGCACAAAGUGACCUUGGCCGCGCCCCGCCCCUUCCGCCGCCCGGCCCCGCCGCGCCUGCGCACAGCCGGCCCAGCCCGCCCGCCCGUCGGCCCGAGCGCGGCACCGCAGCGAGACACCGCAUCGUGACCCCCGGGACGCCGCCCGCUAAGAUGUUCGCUUGCGCCAAGCUCGCCGCCUCGCCCUCCCUGAUCCGUGCUGGAUCAAGAGUCUUGUACAGACCAAUUUCGGCGUCUGUGUUGUCUAGGCCAGAGGUCAAGAAUGGAGAGGGCAAGUCAACAGUUAACGGGGCCCAAAAUACUGUCUCCCAGCUAGCACUUAGAGAAUUCCAGACUAGUGCUAUCAGCAGGGACAUUGACACUGCUGCCAAAUUCAUUGGUGCUGGUGCAGCCACAGUAGGUGUGGCUGGUUCUGGUGCUGGUAUCGGAACAGUCUUCGGUAGUCUAAUCAUUGGUUAUGCCAGAAAUCCUUCUCUGAAGCAGCAGCUGUUCUCAUAUGCUAUCCUGGGAUUCGCCCUGUCUGAAGCUAUGGGUCUCUUCUGUCUGAUGGUUGCUUUCUUGAUCCUGUUUGCCAUGUGAAUGGAGAUCUGCCUGUACUAUUGGCAUUGGAAUGUAACUGCAUUUUAUGGGACUCCCAAAAUGUUGGUGUCAUGGAAAUUGAUGCUAUUUCCAAAGUCAUUUCAUUAAAGAUAACACCUUUAACUGUCAA